AGAAUUCAAGAAUGGCUUCUAAUUUAAAUGAGCCUUUUAUUGUUUACAAAAAUUAUCGAUAAUAACAAAAAGUAAUAAAAAAGGAAUGUCUUAAAGAAAAAAUUAUUACUAAAGGAGAAAUAAAAAAAAAAAUUGAGAAAUCUAAGAAAAAUACAAGUCAAUAACCAACCUAAAAAAUGAUGUUUGAUCAAAAUUUAAUAUUUAAAGUUUUUCAGCAUUAUAAAUAACAAUAAUAAAUGCUUUAAUAAUUAUAUCAUGAUUAACGAAUGAAUACAAAUGCUUUAGAUGAUAUUGAUAUUGAUGAAUUUUCACCAAUUUAUAAAUUCGGCAUACCAACUACACCAUAGAAUGUUGCACUACAAAGAAGAAUGAGCAGAGAUGAUGAAGAUGUCAAAAUUUGA
Molecule: messenger RNA, 401 nt
Organism: Paramecium sonneborni
Lineage: Eukaryota; Ciliophora; Oligohymenophorea; Peniculida; Parameciidae
Source: the annotation of a GenBank genome assembly